Egretta garzetta (little egret) is the source of this 4085-nucleotide messenger RNA. It is a transcript of the gene PASK, whose product is annotated as PAS domain containing serine/threonine kinase. Lineage: Eukaryota; Metazoa; Chordata; Aves; Pelecaniformes; Ardeidae. The coding region runs from base 101 to 4051 and encodes 1316 amino acids. The record is from RefSeq and is a predicted model, not a curated record. Gene Ontology annotation, cellular component: cytosol; cytoplasm; nucleus. Gene Ontology annotation, biological process: protein phosphorylation; regulation of DNA-templated transcription; negative regulation of glycogen biosynthetic process. Gene Ontology annotation, molecular function: ATP binding; protein serine/threonine kinase activity. The transcript is spliced from 17 exons.
UCUUCAGCACUGGUGCCUGACUGCAAGGCUGACUGACUUCUUUACGUUUCCGUUACAGAUGGUGGCUCCCUAGGUGCGGCGUGGCAACCAGAGUGUGGUCAUGGCAGCCGAGGCUUACAGCCCCUCAGGAGGGGGCCUUCUGCCUUCACCAGUAGGCUCAGCCCUUGCUCACUUGAAUGACUCUGAUAAGCUGAACAGAUCCUACCCCUGGGCCAGCAAGAGCAGGAAAAGUCAGCUCUCUGAACUCUGCCGACUUAGAGCAUCUCUGUCUGGAGAGAAAUGGAGCUCUUACUGCUUGUCUUCACUGGUAGCUCAUAACAUUUGUACCAGCAAAAUCAGUAACUUGUGGGCUCGGUGGGAUUCUGCCUCUCCUUCCACUGGAAGUUCUGCUUCUUCCUCCUUUUUGCACGCCCUCACCGUGGAGGAAUCUAGCCAGCAUCUCCCAACUGUGGUGCGCAAUCCAAACAAAGCCAUCUUCACCGUGGAUGUCAACACCACAGAGAUCCUAGUGGCUAAUGACAAAGCCUGCAAGCUGCUUGGGUGCAGUAGUCAGGAACUCAUUGGUCAAAAGCUGUCCCGCUUCAUAUCCAAAUCCAGUCAAGAGGUAUGGGAAGCUGUGGGCGAGGAGUGCAUAGAAACUGGUGAAUGUUCAUUGGUGGCUUCAGGAACUGUGGUGGAUGUUAUUGGCCGUCUGAAGGAAAAGAUCCCUGUCUCGGUCUGGCUAAGGCAAAUAAGAAGCAAGGACAAGCAGUGUUGUGUGGUUGUGCUGGAACCAGUGGAAAGACUGUCAGCAUCUGUUUCCUUCAGGGUUGACGGAGAGAUUAUAUCGUGUGACCUCCUUUUUGCCCAUCUCCAUGGCUACCCAACACUGGAAGAAGUAGUUGGGCUCCACAUACAGGACCUGAUUCCUUCUGUGCAGAUCCCUCCUCUAGGCAGAAAAAUCCCAAAGAUUGCCAGGAUCCAGCGAGCCGUAGGCCGAUCCAGAGAGGGUAACCUGUUUCCUCUGAGUGUAAAGCUGCAAGUAAGCCUUCUGGAGGAGGGCCAAGCGGCAGUGCAGACAGACAGCGUUCCGCAGACAGAAGGCGGCGGCUCCUUCACAGGCUGUCAUUACUCUGCUACAGUCGUCGUUUUCUCCACCAUCAGUGGUCUUAUUACUGUCCAGUCAGAUGGAACCAUCUGUGGCAUCAAGGAUAGUUUUGCUUUAAUGCUCUUUGGCUAUGAGAAGAAAGAACUGUUGGGAAAGAACAUUACAUUCCUGAUCCCUGGUUUCUAUAACAACAUGGAGAGAAGCAGUGACUGUUCUUUGCCAUUACCUCCUCUUGAUGACUCCAUGGGGGCAGAGAGUGAGUGCGUCUUUGAAGAUGUCACUGCCUGUCAUACAACUGGCUCUGGCUGCUGGAACAAAGGCAGCAGCUUCUUGGCUGCAGGCCUACUGUCAAGAGAUGAAGAGCAGAAACUGGAAAGAAGACAUGGAGACGACAAAUUAAUACACAAAGAGACUAAACAAAAGAAUGGGACCAGUUUAUUUUCUACUCCCUCACCUCCUGAAGUGGCAUCCACACCCUCUGAUAGCGUGGCUACUGAUGGGCUGUCAGCCAACCGUAGAGAGCCUUGCCCUGAAACCUGGCUUGACAGAAUCAGAGCAGUGGAACAGUGCAGAGCAGUAGAAGCUGCAGGAUCAAAUAAUUCUCAAAAGAUGCUCUCUGCAAGGUUCUCUCCCAUGUCAUCUGAUUCAGAACACUUGGAUUUAGAUCAGAACAUGAAGAUUCCAGUAAGAAGCGGUGAGAGCACACUAUCUGGUGUGUCUGAGACUCGGAAUGCCAGUGAGACUAGAGGCUUGCCUAACCAAUUACAAGUUCAUCACCAAGACCUCAGGGAAGGAAAUUGUCAGCAGACCUGUGGGUUGCCAUGUGAAAUGCUGCAGCAUCAGCACUCCACUGAUGCCUGGAGUCAAGCUGCUUCAGUAAACGUUGCCUGCUCGCCUGUUUGUUCUAGGCAAGAAGACAGUCUGGAUACCACAUCCUAUGGCCCACUUAAGCUGCCCUCUUAUAUUACUUGUAACUCACCUGGAAUACCAGUAAUAGAUGAGCCGUGGUCUGACACGCCACCAGGCUGCAGACAAGACUUUCAAAGCCACGUGGUUACAGGACAGUUAUCAAAACCAAACUUGACAUGUGCUAUGAAACGUUCCAGUCUUGAGCAUGUCAUCGUUGAAAAGUGCCUGCUAAAUGAUUCUUCAUCUUUCUUUGCAAAUGGAGGAAAUACUAUCCAUGUUUGCUUGGGAAAUAAAAUGGGUUGCAGUGCUUCUCCACAAGGAGUUGCCACAACCUCUGAAGACGUUAAAGAAUCGGACACUGAGCUGAACCAUAUUUGCUCUGGUCUUGAGGUACUGGGUCUGAAUUUUGGUGCCAAGGGGAACUCUGACAAUUGUUUAGGUAUUCCUGCAGCUGCAGAAGAUGGUUCUGGGUGGCUGGCUUCCCGAAGGCAUUUAGAAAACUCUGAAGAAUCCAGCAAAGCAUUUCUUGAGAAGCCUGAAACUCCUGCAGAGACUGUGGGGGACAAUGUCAACAGAAACCCACUGGAAAGCAAGGGUAGUCCUGAAGAAGACUGUCAGUUGCAUGGACAGCAAAAUAUGGAGAUAAAAGUAACAUCGACCCCAGUGAAACAAGAAGGAAGGCUGAAUCCAGCAGCUUCUUUGACCUUGGAGAUUCUGGAAGGCAGCUACACUGGGAAUUGCUGUCACAGAGAUGGUUCACAAUUAAGUAUACUCUUUGAAGUGAAGCGGGUAGAACUGCAGGACCCUACCCUGCUUUUCUGCGUCUGGGUGGUGAAAGACCUUCUGCAGAGCCACAAGGAAGCUGUAGCAAGGACUCAGCUUCUGCUCUCCAGUCUGGCCAGCUCUGCCCAGUCUAUUGCAGAUCUUUCUACACAGAGCCUUGGAGAAUCCAUCAGAUCCACUUCACUUUUUGAGAAUUCCCGAAGAGCCGAAGAGCUUGAAGGAUUAAGGGCAUGUGAGGGAGAAUACGCAAAAAAUUACGACACUCUCCGUCUUAUUGGCAAAGGAUCUUUUGGCUUUGUCUGGACUGCCAGAGGCAAGGAAGAUCACCAGGAGGUUGUGGUGAAGUUCAUCUGGAAGGAGAGGGUGCUCGAGGACUGCUGGGUAGAUGAUCCUGACCUGGGGAGAGUUACUCAAGAAAUUGCAAUUCUAUUGAGGCUGGAGCACCCCAGUAUCAUUAAGGUGCUGGGUGUAUUUGAGAAUGAACACUUCUUCCAGCUGGUGAUGGAGAAGCAUGGGUCUGGUCUGGAUCUCUUUACAUUCAUUGACAGUCAGCCCAACUUGGAUGAGCCAUUAGCGAGCUAUAUAUUCAGACAGCUUGUGUCGGCCGUUGGGUAUCUCCACUGUAGAAACAUCCUUCACAGAGACAUCAAGGAUGAAAACAUCGUCAUUGCUGAAGAUUUCACAGUCAAAUUAGUGGACUUUGGUUCAGCUGCCUACCUGGAGCCUGGCAAAUUGUUUUAUACCUUCUGUGGGACGAUCGAAUACUGCUCACCAGAAGUGCUCACUGGCAAACCGUACCACGGCCCUGAGCUGGAGAUGUGGUCACUCGGCAUCACCCUCUACACCCUGGUAUUUGGGGAGAAUCCCUUCUGCGAGCUGGAGGAGACCAUGGCGGCUGUUCUGAACCCCCCCCGGACUGUGUCAGAGGGCCUCAUGAAUCUCAUUGCUGGGCUUUUGCAUCCCGUUCCAGAGCAGCGCACAACGCUGGCCAUGUUAGCAGAGGAUCACUGGCUGAGGCAGCCCGUGAACCUGGGUGGUUAUACCUGGGAGGAGGUAUACAUCCCUGCUGAGAGAGAAAGCAGCAGACUCGGAAGCGGCUCCAGUGAGCGCCCAGGUGGAGACGGGCUCCCAGCUCCUCACAGGGAGACCGAGCCGUGCCUGAACGCAGAUCCCUGCGGGGAAGCAGCAGCGGCUGGGGGAUGCCAGGGGGGGGGCCGGGGGCUUUGCUGCCCUCCCUUGCCGCAGCAUGAGCCCCUCCCUGUGGGCCCAUAGCUCCUUGGCUGGAGGACGCACGCUGCGGCGCAAG